GCUGCCGAGCUGCCCCCUCGCCCGGGCUCCGUUUGCCGGCGCACGCCGACUUUCCUCAGCUGGCGGGGGCAAAGUUGUGUCCCGCGUGAGGGCCCGCGCGCCGGGGAGCCGCAGCCAGUCCGGUUUCGGGCGUGGAGUUGUCCGUUUCACUCGCCUCUUGUCCCCUUUGUCUCCUCUCCCCAGGCCGGACUCCCAGGAGCGGAGAAAUCUCAGAACAUUUCACGGAAAUGCCGGGGAGAAGAGCCCCGCUAGGAUGAACGUAGGCCAGUAAUUGCUGGCUUGUGCUGGCUGCUCAUUCUCCAAGGGGAUGGUAUGGACCAAAAUGAGGAAUCCGUGUCUGUCGCUGAUUGCACAGUGAGAGAGAAGCCAGCCGCGGACUGAGGCCGCCCGGCAGGACAUGGACCCCUGUGAAGAUCUGGAGAUGCCCGGCGGGAAGGCUCCUGACCCCCGGCGACUGGAGGCCCACGAAGAGGCUCUGUGUGGAGAGUCUGAGAUGUGGAGCCCCAAGUUCCAGCUGCAGAGGAAAUACGUGGAGAGCAGCAACAGUGAACAGCAAGAUCGAAACAGAGUUUCUGAAGAACUUAUAAUGGUUGUCCAAGAAAUGAAGAAAUAUUUCCCAUCAGAGAGACACAGUAAGCCAAGCACUCUAGAUGCCCUCAACUACGCCCUUCGCUGUGUACACAGUGUGCAAGCAAACAGUGAGUUUUUCCAGCUUCUCAGUCAAAAUGGAGCACCUCAAGCAGAUGUGACCAUGUACAGUCUUGAGGAGCUGGCCACUAUUGCUUCAGAACACACUUCCAAAAACACAGAUACCUUUGUGGCAGUGUUUUCAUUUCUGUCUGGAAGGUUAGUGCACAUUUCUGAACAGGCUACUUUGAUCCUGAAUUAUAAGAAAGAUUGCUUGGAGUCCUCUCACUUUGUUGACCUGCUUGCCCCUCAAGACGUGCGGGUGUUCUACACGCACACUGCCCGAGCUCAGCUCCCCUUCUGGAACAACUGGACCCAAAGAGCAGCUUCGCAGCACAACUAUGCUCCUGUGAAAUCCUUCUUCUGCAGGAUCCGUGGAGGGGAAGGCAGAAGAGAGCAAGAGAAAUACUACUCCCCAUUCCGGAUUAUUCCCUACUUGAUUCACGUACAUAGCCCUACCCAUCCAGAGCCGGAACCUUGCUGUCUCACGCUGGCUGAAAAGAUUCACUCUGGUUAUGAAGCUCCUAGAAUCCCAGUGGAUAAAAGAAUUUUUACCACAACACACACCCCAGGGUGUGUUUUUCUUGAAGUAGAUGAAAGAGCGGUGCCUUUGCUGGGUUAUCUACCUCAGGACCUGAUCGGAACAUCCAUCUUAACAUACUUGCACCCAGAAGAUCGUUCUCUGAUGGUUGCUAUACACCAAAAAGUCUUGAAGUAUGCAGGCCAUCCUCCCUUUGAACAUUCUCCCAUUAGAUUUUGUACUCAAAAUGGAGAUUACAUCAUAUUGGAUUCCAGUUGGUCCAGCUUUGUGAACCCCUGGAGCCGGAAAGUUUCUUUCAUCAUUGGUCGACAUAAAGUUCGAACGAGUCCACUAAAUGAGGAUGUUUUUGCUACCAGAAUAAAAAAGAUGAACAGUAAUGACAAAAACAUAACAGAAUUACAGCAACAAAUUCACAAACUUCUGUUGCAGCCAGUUCACGUGAGCGCUUCCAGCGGCUACGGCAGCCUGGGGAGCAGCGGCUCGCAGGAGCAGCAGGUCAGCGCCGCGUCCUCCAGCGGGUCCAGCGGGCACUGCGUGGAGGAAGCACAGAGGGAGCCGAUGACCUUGCAGCAGGUCUAUGCCAGUGUAAACAAAAUUAAGAAUCUGGGUCAGCAGCUCUACAUUGAGUCAAUGACCAAAUCAUCAGUCAAGCCAGCGAGGGGGACACACACAGAACUGCUUGGUGGUGAUGAGCAGAAGGCCUUUUCUUCCUUUCAGACAUUGAAAAAUAAUAGCCUGUGUACUGAGUCUUAUGAGGAUUUGAGGAAAGAUGAGCACAGCCCAUCCUAUCAACAGAUAAAUUGUAUUGAUAGUGUUAUCAGAUACCUGAAGAGCUACAACAUUCCAGCUUUGAAAAGAAAGUGUAUAUCCUGUGCAAAUACAACUUCUUCAUCCUCAGAAGAUGACAAACAGAACCUCAAGGCAGAUGAUGUCCAAGCAUUGCAAGCUGUUUCUGAGAUCCCAGCCAUACCUAAGUCAGAAAUGCCAACAAAUGCAUGGUCCACAGACGCUGGAGGAGCAGCUCCGCAGACCUUGUCCACCGCGGCGCUGGGCCUGGGCUCGGGCGUGAGCCAGUGCAGUUACAGCAGCACCCUGGUCCAUGUCGCACCCACGGAGCCAGCAGAGGAUGCUACCCUAGCAUGUGAGCCCUGGACCCUAAACACACAGCCAGUUCCUUUGACCUCAGAAGAAUUCAGAAGUGUAGGGCUCACAAAGGCUGUUCUAUCAGCCCACACACAGAAGGAAGAACAGAAUUACGUUGACAAAUUCCGGGAAAAGAUCCUGUCAUCACCCUACAGCUCAUAUCUUCAGCAAGAAAGCAGAAGCAAAGCUAAAUAUUCAUAUGUUCAAGGAGAUUCUACUUCCAGGCAGACAAGAUCAGCUGGUUGCAAGAAAGGGAAGCACAAACGCAAGAAGCUGCCUGCGCCGUCCGGCAGCAGCAGCUAUGAAGCUGGCUCCGGCUCCCGUGCCGGGGGUGCGCCUGGGCACACGCAGCCCUGGUGCCCUUCCACUGCCCCCUGUCCUCACGCCUCCAGCCUGGCACUCCCGUCUGCUGUGAUGAUUCCCAGCCAGGCCCCUUAUCUCAUCCCAGCUUUUCCCCUCCCAGCCACGGCCUCUCUGGGGAGAGAAUGUGCAGCGUCAGGAACUGCCCUGGAGCGUCUGCCUGAGCCGCCGCCCUCCAGUGGCUUGCUGUCCCUUCCAGCAUUCCCUUCUCCUUACUUGGACACUUUUAUGACCAUUUUCCUGCAUGACAUCCCCGUCUGUCCUCUCUUGUCAUCAGCGCUCUUUCCACAUCCAUUCUUGGGAGCAGCAGGCUCUUUUGAAAUCUCAGCAAUGGCUCCAAACCUAGGGCCACCACCUGCAGUCACCAGCCCCAGGGGAGCCGAGGAAGAGUGGGAGACUCACAGUGGCGAACACCUGUUUAUUAACUCAAGGAGUAGCUCACCAUUGCAGCUGGACUUACUUCAGGAGGAGAUGCCCAGGUCUUCUGAAUUCUCAGACCACGUGAAACGAGAUGUUUACCUAGAAGCUGAGCAUCAAUGUGUUAUAGGCAAGAGUGGGAAUAAGAAUGGUCAUUCAGCUGCCAGCGUGCUGUCCCCAGUGUUACUGUGCAAGGAGUCUCCACCUGGAGCCGGUUCUGCAGCGUCAGGAAGCAGUGACAGCAGUAGUGAUUAUUCUUCUGAAAUAUCCCAAAAUGGGCAGCAAUCUCAGGAUGCACAGAAAAAAGAAACAUUUCCCAGUUUAGCUGAAGAGUCCAUCUGGAGGAUGAUACAACAAACACCCGAGAGCAUUCUAAUGACGUAUCAGGUACCUGAGAGGGUUAAAGAAGAAGUACUAAAAGAAGACCUAGAAAAGCUAGAAAGCAUGAGGCAGCAACAGCCCCAUUUUUCUCAAGGGCAAAAGGAGGAGCUGGCCAAGGUGUAUUCUUGGGUUCAAAGGCAGACUAUCCCUCAAGAAAUAGACACCCAAGUAUUAAGAUGUGUGAAGGUGAAGAUUCAGGUUAAAAAUUAUAACAAGAGAAUAAAGGGCUGUGUCACUUGUGACAACAAAGCUUCAGUUGAUGAUGCUGCAGAGCCCUGUGGUCAGGAUCCCGCAGAAGACCGCGGCUGAGUGGCUGUGAAGCUGUACCCUUAUACCCUUUCCGGGACGUGUUGGACAAAUAGCCCUUUUGUUUAUCUCCUUAAAUCCUGUACUGUUAAAUGACUAUGAAGCUAUAAUUGAAUGUUAAGGUUUUUCCUUACUGAUUUUUUAAUAGACAUCAUUUUUCUGAA
Microcebus murinus (gray mouse lemur) is the source of this 3999-nucleotide messenger RNA. The record is from RefSeq and is a predicted model, not a curated record. NCBI's taxonomy places the organism in Eukaryota, Metazoa, Chordata, Mammalia, Primates, Cheirogaleidae.